AUGGAGCAGCUCGACCUCGAACGGCUGCAUACAGAGUUGCUCGACACGGUCGAAUGUCAGCUCUGCUACAACUUGCUCUACAAGCCGCUGACAACACCCUGCAGUCACACGUUCUGCCGUUCGUGCUUUUCGCGCAGCUUGGACCACAGUGAGAAGUGCCCGCUCUGCAGGUCGAACCUGCCGAGCUUUGCCUUCUUCCAAGAGCACCCUGGCAACCAGCUCCUCACAAACCUCAUCACCACGCAAGUCGAAGACCUCUACGAGGCGCGGAGGAUCUCGCUGGAGCAGGAGGAACGGGAUGCCUACAUGUCCACUUCGAUCUUUGUCUGCACACUCGCUUUCCCGGGCAUGCCCACCGUGCUGCACACCUUUGAGCCCAGGUACAGGCUGAUGAUACGGCGCUGUCUGGAGAGUGGCAACCCAAGGACGACGACUGGACCUGUUCCGAGGGUGUCGCCUUACGGCACCAUGCUCCAGAUCAAGUCGGUACAAAUGCUGCCGGAUGGACGAAGCAUGCUCGAAACAGUUGGCAGCUACCGCUUCCGCCUGCUGAAGAAGGGCUCUCUGGAUGGCUACACGGUCGGCCGCAUCGAGAAUAUUGACGACCUUUCGCCACCAGAACAAGCCGAUCUCGAAGCUUCUGCUUCGACUGCCGAGCUCGUAGACGUUUGCAUGACCUUCGUCGCCACGCUUCGCUUAGGCUCUGCACCAUGGCUCCUGACCCGGCUCAAUCACACAUAUGGCCCAAUGCCUGAGGCGCACGAGGUCGAGCGUCUUGGCUACUGGAUUGCCCUGAUAAUGCCCAUUGGCGAGCACGAAAAGGCCAAGCUUCUGCCCAUCUGUAGUUCGCGUCUGCGACUGCGACUCGUUGUACAUUGGAUCGAACAACUCCGCCAGUCGUCGUGGUGGUUCAGCAGUGGAUGCAACAUUGCAUAA
This is a messenger RNA of Tilletiaria anomala UBC 951, 936 nucleotides long. RefSeq names its product LON-domain-containing protein. NCBI's taxonomy places the organism in Eukaryota, Fungi, Basidiomycota, Exobasidiomycetes, Georgefischeriales, Tilletiariaceae. The record is from RefSeq and is a predicted model, not a curated record. Bases 1 to 936 code for a protein of 311 amino acids. The transcript is spliced from 5 exons.